CGCUGUCGGUGGCGCUGGUGGCUUGCAAUUUGUUCCGUUUACUCUGUUGAAGUAGCUUUCAAGCUUAUGGUGCGCGUAUCAAGAGUGUGAGAUUGUUUUGGCCGUAAACUGAUCUGCGAAAAUCGUGCGUGGCAUUGAAUCUUAUCGGAAACAGCAAUAAAGCUUAAGUUUGCGAAAAUGGUGGAGACAGCAACAAUAACAACUACCACUAUUAGCAUGCCUGCCAGCAGUAAUGCUGCAACGGCAACAGCAGCCACGCCCACCGCAUCGCAAGCAGCUGCACAGGCGCGUCGUAAUGAUGAGACAACGCGCGCUAUUUUCAAUGUAAAAAUAAUCAUCUUUCUGCUGCUGUUGCCAAUCGUGCUCUUUGCUGUAUUGCUCAAGCAUUUCUUGGAUUACCUGUUUGGUUUAGGGCUGAAAGAGAAGGAUGUGAGCGGUAAGGUGGCUUUGGUGACUGGAGGCGGCAGCGGUUUGGGACGAGAAAUUUGUUUGGAGUUGGCCAGACGGGGCUGCAAGUUGGCGGUGGUGGACGUUAAUUCAAAGGGCUGCUACGAGACGGUUGAUCUAUUAACCAAAAUACCGCGCUGUGUGGCCAAGGCGUAUAAGAACGAUGUGUCCUCGCCUCGGGAAUUGCAGCUUAUGGCGGUCAAGGUCGAGAAAGAUCUGGGCCCCGUGGAUAUAUUGGUAAACAAUGCCUCGCUCAUGCCAAUGACAUCUACUCCUCAGCUCAAGAGCGACGAAAUUGAAACGAUAUUGCAGCUGAAUCUAGGCUCAUAUAUUAUGACCACCAAAGAGUUUUUGCCGAAAAUGAUUACCCGAAAAACUGGACAUAUUUUGGCCGUAAAUGCUUUAGCAGGUUUGGUUUCCUUGCCUGGUGCUGGCAUUUACACAGCAACUAAGUAUGGAAUUAUGGGAUUUAUGGAGGCAUUGCGUUUGGAAUUGCGCCUCUCGGAUUGCGAUUAUGUGCGCACAACUGUAGCCAACGCAUAUCUGAUGAAGACCAGUGGCGACCUUCCACUGCUAAGCGAUGCAGGCAUAUCAAACAGCUAUCCUGGACUGCCUACGACAUAUGUGGCUGAGAAAAUAGUCAAAGGUCUGCUCCUAAAUCAGCGGAUGAUCUAUGUGCCAAGAAUUUUUGCUCUUAGCGUCUGGCUGCUCAGACUUCUACCCACCAAGUGGCAGGAUUAUGUUCUGCUGCGUUUCUAUCACUUUGAUGUGCGCAGCUCGCAUUUGUUUUACUGGAAAUAAGGCGCUUUUUGUUUUCCAUUUUAGAUUUUACGGCUCGCUGUAAGCUACAAAUAUAUAUAUAUAUACGUGCUAUUUAUUAAAUCUCGAUUCACACAAGUAACAAAUGAACUGUACUCAUAUAAAUACAUUGUUUUCAUUAUCUUUUCCACAAAUGUUUCAUUUUCUGCUCUUUCCCCAUACUUCCCGUGUAUAUACUUAAGAUAACUCAUAAUUCAAGUACCACUAAUAAAUAAUAAUCAAAAAUAA
Molecule: messenger RNA, 1494 nt
Organism: Scaptodrosophila lebanonensis
Lineage: Eukaryota; Metazoa; Arthropoda; Insecta; Diptera; Drosophilidae
Product: short-chain dehydrogenase/reductase family 16C member 6
Exons: 7
Coding region: 178-1248 (356 amino acids)
Cellular component (GO): lipid droplet
Molecular function (GO): oxidoreductase activity, acting on the CH-OH group of donors, NAD or NADP as acceptor
Source: RefSeq, a predicted model, not a curated record